This is a messenger RNA of Cylicostephanus goldi, 212 nucleotides long. NCBI's taxonomy places the organism in Eukaryota, Metazoa, Nematoda, Chromadorea, Rhabditida, Strongylidae. The record is from the annotation of a GenBank genome assembly.
AUGGUGAGCCAUCUACGGAUGGAUUUUGGAGCUGAGCCAUUCGAUCAGGACAAGCUUUCCGCUGUUUUCGAACAGGACGGCUCGUUCAUUCCUGAUCAUCUAUCUAAUCCGCCAGCCUCUGAACCUGUUUUCCCAAGAGUCGAACUGCCAGAGGAAAGCGCCGAGUUGAUUGGUGGUGAUCAACGAGCAAAACAGGUAUUGGUAACCUAACG